Molecule: messenger RNA, 2157 nt
Organism: Grammomys surdaster
Lineage: Eukaryota; Metazoa; Chordata; Mammalia; Rodentia; Muridae
Gene: Cdyl2
Product: chromodomain Y like 2
Exons: 7
Coding region: 58-1569 (503 amino acids)
Cellular component (GO): nucleus
Molecular function (GO): transcription corepressor activity
Source: RefSeq, a predicted model, not a curated record
GGAGCGCGCGAGCGAGCAAGACGCGCACACCCGGCGAGCCAAGUUCCGCAGCCUGGCAUGGCUUCUGGGGACCUUUACGAGGUUGAAAGGAUUGUGGACAAGAGGAAGAACAAGAAGGGGAAAUGGGAAUAUCUUAUCCGAUGGAAAGGCUACGGCAGCACCGAGGACACGUGGGAGCCGGAACAUCACCUCCUGCACUGUGAGGAGUUUAUUGACGAGUUCAACGGACUUCACCUGUCCAAGGAUAAGAGGGUGAAGUCAGGGAAGCAGGCCGGAGCCUCCAAGCUCCUCCGUGACACCCGUAGCCUGCCAGUGGAAAGACUCUCCCAUCGGCCCCUGGAACCUGGGAAGAGCAAAUCAGCUUCCCACAAGCGGAAGCGUGUCAACUCUCCCCUGUCCAGGCCCAAGAAGGGCUCAUCGGGAAAGGCUCCAGACAGGGCCACCAAGACUGUGUCCUAUAGGACUACCCCCAGUGGCUUGCAAAUCAUGCCCCUGAAGAAGGCACAGAACGGCUUGGAGAACGGAGAUGCUGGCUCCGAGAAGGAUGAGUCACACUUUGGAAACGGGUCCCAUCAGCCGGAUUUGGAGUUGAAUGACCAGCUUGGAGAGCAGGAGACCAGUGAUUGUGAUGGGACCCACUCCGCACUGGUGGAGAACGGAGUUGGCUCUGCUCUGACCAAUGGAGGCCUGAACCUACACAGCCCUGUGAAGAGGAAGCUGGAGACGGAGAAGGACUACGUCUUUGACAAAAGGCUCAGGUACAGCGUCCGCCAGAACGAAAGCAACUGUCGGUUUCGUGACAUCGUGGUGAGAAAGGAAGAGGGCUUCACACACAUUCUCCUGUCCAGCCAGACUUCGGACAACAAUGCGCUGACUCCUGAGAUCAUGAAGGAAGUCCGGCGAGCACUGUGCAAUGCGGCCACAGACGACAGCAAGCUACUGCUGCUCAGUGCCGUGGGCAGUGUGUUCUGCAGUGGCCUAGACUAUUCCUACCUGAUCGGCCGGCUGUCCAGUGACCGGAGAAAGGAGAGCACGCGUAUCGCAGAAGCCAUCAGGGACUUCGUGAAAGCCUUUAUCCAGUUUAAGAAGCCCAUUGUGGUAGCCAUUAAUGGGCCAGCAUUGGGCCUGGGCGCCUCCAUUCUACCCCUCUGUGACAUCGUAUGGGCCAGCGAGAAGGCCUGGUUUCAGACACCAUAUGCUACUAUCCGACUCACCCCGGCUGGCUGUUCCUCCUACACCUUCCCCCAGAUCCUAGGUGUGGCGCUGGCCAAUGAAAUGCUGUUCUGUGGGCGGAAACUCACUGCCCAAGAAGCAUGCAGCCGGGGCCUUGUGUCGCAGGUCUUCUGGCCCACGACAUUCAGCCAAGAGGUCAUGCUGCGGGUGAAGGAGAUGGCGUCUUGCAGUGCUGUGGUUUUGGAGGAAUCCAAAUGCCUAGUCCGAAGCUUCCUGAAGUCUGUGCUGGAAGAUGUGAACGAGAAGGAGUGUCUCAUGCUGAAGCAGCUCUGGAGCUCCUCCAAAGGCCUGGACUCCCUGUUCAGCUACCUGCAGGACAAAAUCUAUGAAGUCUGAAGGGCCCCAGCUCACCUGCCCCACUGCUCAAGGGUCUCUGACUUGCAGCCGGGCCCUGUGUGUGUUUCUACCAUCGGAGCCCAGGGUCCACCCUAGCCAAGAGUUUGUCAGGGUGUGUCUUUACACCUACGGUUGUAUCCAUUUCUUGUGCCCUUCGGUUGUUCCUCAUUGGUUUGAUUUUGUGUAAAGGUGGGAAACGCAGCACCCUUGGCCUCCCUGUGCCCCUGUCCCAGCCAGCCAUAGAGCCUUCCAGGGAUCCAUCUGCCCAGUGCUCUGCCAGGCACUGUUUGUUGACCUUUUCCCCCCACUAGCUGAAAUGCUCCUACCGUGGUUCAGAAGGGGAAGACCAACCUCCCUCCUCCUCCCAACUCAGGCUGUGUCUACACAGUGCCUGCAACUUGGAGAUGAGGCCACCACAGUUCUCUGGUUAUGUGAUCUAAGACCAGGGGACAAUCAUCUUAGGGAAUUCACAGACCAAUGAGCGUGUGGUAAGCACUCGACUACAUAGGCCUGGCUUCAGUCUUCUCUCCAAUGCAACUCGGUGUGACUCUUAGGGCUUGGUCUUAAAACCCAACUGAGUGAUUUAUA